Molecule: messenger RNA, 1170 nt
Organism: Linum tenue
Lineage: Eukaryota; Viridiplantae; Streptophyta; Magnoliopsida; Malpighiales; Linaceae
Source: the annotation of a GenBank genome assembly
GCACCGAGUCACUGCACUGACUUCUCCCCUAAGUUGGAAGAGCGUCGAUUCAUAAUAAGCUUUGCUUGCUGUUUUGUUAGACAAACCAAACUUGAGAAUCCCAGCUGAUCUAGCUCAAGAAGAGGAGCGCUGCAAGGAGAGGAUCAAUGGCGAGAUACGAUAGAGCGAUUACUGUCUUUUCGCCCGAUGGCCAUCUCUUCCAGGUUGAAUACGCACUGGAAGCCGUCCGUAAGGGAAACGCGGCGGUCGGCGUCCGUGGCACCGACACCGUCGUCCUUGGCGUCGAGAAGAAAUCCGCCGCCAAGCUUCAGGACUCCAGAUCAGUGAGGAAGAUUGUCAACCUCGAUAAUCAUAUUGCUUUGGCAUGUGCUGGCCUUAAGGCAGAUGCUCGAGUGCUGAUCAACAGGGCCAGGAUUGAAUGUCAAAGCCACAGGCUAACUGUAGAAGAUCCUGUGACUGUUGAGUAUAUUACCCGUUACAUUGCUGGACUUCAGCAAAAGUAUACACAAAGCGGUGGUGUCAGGCCAUUUGGACUUUCGACCUUGAUCAUAGGAUUUGAUCCAUAUACUGGGGUGCCAUCACUUUAUCAGACAGACCCUUCUGGCACCUUUUCAGCUUGGAAAGCAAAUGCAACUGGGAGGAACUCCAACUCCAUCAGAGAGUUUCUGGAGAAGAAUUAUAAAGAAACUCAUGGGCAAGAAACCAUCAAGCUUGCAAUCCGUGCCUUACUGGAGGUUGUGGAGAGCGGAGGAAAGAAUAUCGAAGUCGCAGUGAUGACGAAAGACCAGGGCUUGCGACAACUUGAAGAGGCUGAAAUCGAUGCUAUCGUGGCCGAGAUUGAAGCGGAGAAGGCAGCUGCUGAGGCUGCAAAGAAGGGCCCUGCUAGAGACGCCUGAUAUUAGGAACACCCUGAAUUUGUUCUUCCAACAUUCGCAAUGCAAUUCAAAUGGGGCACAGAACCUUUCGUUGUUGUUUUUGUUAUCUUGUGCUACAGUACUUAACGUCUUCGAAGUUAUCAGACUGAAUGAUAGAUCAUCAUUAUCAAGGUUACGACAGCCAGAAGCUUUCUUAUUGAAAUGGAGUUAAUUAUAUUGGCGUAAUGUUCUGUAACUGCUGUUCUCAACCUGCUGUUACAUUGAAGCUUUCUUAUUGAAAUAGGUCUCAAACCAC